CGGAAAGAUUAACCUCGAAGACCAUUUGCAUUCAAAUAGAAUAGAUGAAGGCAAAUUCGGAUAAACUCAGCGCACCACGGAGAUCGGUAGUUCGCUUGGGCCCGUCUCAGCAUUAUGGUUUCGGCGGAUCAAGGGAUCGGCCAAGUAUUCGAAGUUGACAGUCAUCGGGGUUGCGAAGGACUGGGUAGGCUCGUACUGAUCGGUCCUGGCAUUGGUCCUUUUCGCGACUCAUAGCCUUUCACUCGUAGCUUCACGGCAUUGGCCUGUUCAAUUACCGUGGUUGUUCGGUUGGUCGUCGACGGUGUGCCGGUUUGUGACGUUGACUGAAAUACGAGGUUUUUCCGCGCACGCCAGGCGAAACCUCAUCUCACUUUAAAAAUCAGCACUACGCCCGUAAGCCAACAAAAACCCCAUUGAAGUCCUCGAUACUUCGCCGUUCAUCAUUUUCCUUUCUCUCCCUCGGUCACUCUCUGUCCGACUGCUGCCGUUGCGAUGAAGAUCUCGAAAAAGUUACAAGAAUCCAUCAAGGAGAAGAGACCGGCAUGGUCCUUCGAGUACUUCCCACCGAAGACCGCAGUAGGUGUACGAAACCUCUACGACCGUAUGGAGCGCAUGUAUGAGCUCGGCCCCGAAUUUAUCGACAUUACGUGGAAUGCCGGUGGACGUCUUUCCAACCUUACUUGCGAAAUGGUCGCGACGGCACAGUCUGUCUACGGCCUCGAGACAUGUAUGCACUUGACCUGUACCGGUAUGCCCCGAGAAAAGGUCGACGAGGCCCUUGAGGACGCAUACAAGGCCGGAUGUCAGAAUAUUCUCGCUCUCAGGGGUGACCCUCCUCGCGAUGUGGAAAAAUGGGAGCAAACUGAUGGUGGGUUCAGAUACUCCAAGGAUUUGGUGAAGUACAUCAAGGACAAGUAUGACGACUAUUUCGAUAUUGCGGUGGCGGGAUACCCAGAAGGUCACCCCGACGAUGAGGAGGAUGCGGAUGCAAACAUUCGGUACUUGAAGGAGAAGGUGGAUGCUGGAGCAACGUUUGUGAUCACGCAGAUGUUCUAUGAUGUAGACAACUUCCUUGACUGGGUGAAGCGAUGCCGCAAGGCGGGGAUCGACGUUCCCCUUAUUCCCGGUAUCAUGCCCAUCCAGUCGUGGGAUGCCUUCCUGCGUCGUGCGAAGUGGUCUGGUGUCAAGAUUCCGCAACAUUUCCUCGAUGCUUUGGAGCCGGUGAAGGACGAUGACGCUGAGGUACGUCUGCGCGGUACGAAGCUCAUGGUUGAGGUGUGCAAGAAGAUCCUCGAUGCAGGCAUCUAUCAGCUUCACUUUUACACCAUGAACCUCGAGAAGGCUACCAAGAUGAUUCUCGAAGGCCUUGAAUGCGAGGCUUCUCCAGGCGACCUUCCAUGGAAGCCCAGUUUGGGUCUUAAGCGCAAGGAGGAGAACGUGCGUCCUAUCUUCUGGAAGAACAGGCACAAGUCUUAUAUUGCCCGCACCGAAGAGUGGGACGAGUUCCCUAACGGUCGUUGGGGUGAUGCGAGGUCGCCUGCGUAUGGUGGUCUCGACGUGUACGAUGGUCUCUUGAAGUGUUCGAACGAGGAAGCUCACAAGAUGUGGGGUUACCCCACGUCCAUCGGCGAUGUGGGUGAUCUGUUCGCAAGAUUCUGUGAGGGGGAGGUCCCUCAGUUGCCAUGGUCUGAUUCCGCCAUUACUGAGGAAGCAGCUUCCAUCCGCGAUGCUCUUGUGAAGUUGAACAGACACGGCUUCAUCACUGUGAAUUCUCAACCUGCUGUCAACGGCGUGAAGUCUACCGACCCAGUCUUUGGUUGGGGACCCAAGAAUGGUUAUGUCUACCAGAAGUGCUACCUUGAAGUCUUUGUACACCCUGACCAGCUUGACUUGUUGAUUCAGAACAUGUCCAAGGAGGAUGAGAUCACCUACUACGCCGUGAACAAGAAGGGCGAUUUGCACACCAAUACAACUUCUGACGAACCGAAUGCGGUUACUUGGGGUGUCUUCCCAGGAAAGGAGAUUAUCCAGCCUACCAUCGUCGAGAUUGUCAGUUUUAUGGCCUGGAAGGACGAGGCUUUCAGAUUGGGCACUGACUGGGCAAGGUGUUAUGCCCCUGGAAGCGAGAGCAGGAAAUUGAUCGAGGACGUCAUGGACACUUGGUACCUCGUGAACAUUGUGCACAACGACUUCCACGAACCAUGCAAAAUCUUUGAAGUUUUUGAGACGAUUGAGCCCGUUGUGGGCCACACGAACGGGGUCAACGGGGACCACGGAACCAAUGGCUACACCAAUAGUGCAGCCAAUGGCAUUGUUGAGGCAUGCGAGAAGGUAUCGCUCAAUUAAAAAGUAAAAACGUUUACUACGCGAAGGGCGUCAACCGCCUGGCUUCGCAUUAUCGGACUUGGUGUUGGGUAUCUUUUUUAGCAUUUUGGAGUUUUUGAGGUCUUCAACAGGCGUCCAUCAUUGUG
Messenger RNA from Saitoella complicata NRRL Y-17804, 2471 nucleotides. RefSeq names its product methylenetetrahydrofolate reductase 1. Lineage: Eukaryota; Fungi; Ascomycota; Saitoellomycetes; Saitoellales; Saitoellaceae. Bases 493 to 2346 code for a protein of 617 amino acids. Gene Ontology annotation, molecular function: methylenetetrahydrofolate reductase [NAD(P)H] activity; FAD binding. The transcript is spliced from 2 exons. The record is from RefSeq and is a predicted model, not a curated record. Gene Ontology annotation, cellular component: cytosol. Gene Ontology annotation, biological process: tetrahydrofolate interconversion.